This is a messenger RNA of Penicillium chermesinum, 747 nucleotides long. RefSeq names its product polysaccharide lyase family 20 protein. The record is from RefSeq and is a predicted model, not a curated record. The transcript has 2 exons. Lineage: Eukaryota; Fungi; Ascomycota; Eurotiomycetes; Eurotiales; Aspergillaceae. Bases 1 to 747 code for a protein of 248 amino acids.
AUGCUAUUCCAAACAGCAAUCACCUCAGCGCUCCUAGCCCUGAGUCUCCCAGUCCACAGCACCCAAACCUUCAGCAACACCGGAACAACCUCAGGCUGGGACUCCACGAACCAAGAACACAAAGGCACAGUCCAACAAGUGACCAACGUAGUCUACAAAGGCCCCACAGCCCUCAAAAUGACCCAGAUCUACGACUCCAGCUACACCGGCCGCUACCACUCCGAAGUCGUCAAGAACAACGUGUACAAGCGCGGCGACACAGGCUUCUACGGCUUCGCGUUCCGCCUCCAGACGGACUGGCAGUUCUCCCCAGCCCAAACGUAUAACAUCGCACAGUUCAUCGCCGAUUUCUCCGAUACAGGCUGCGAUGACUACAUGCCGUCCAGCAUGGUCUGGCUGAGCGGGAACCAGCUGUAUACGCGCGUGAAGCAGGGGACGAUCUGUGCGCAGAAGACGGUGACCUUCCCUGAAACGGCUACCUGGCAUCGGGUGGAGAUCCAGGCGAGCUGGAAGACGGAUGGGACGGGGUUUUAUAAGUUGUGGUUCGAUGGGACGAAGAUUCUGGAGCAUUAUAAUAUCGAUACGACCAUUGAGGAUGACCGGGAGUUCCAGUUUCGGGUUGGUCUGUAUGCGAAUGGGUGGCAUGACGAUAAGGGGAUGAAGGGCACGCAGGGCACUCGUCAGGUCUGGUAUGAUCAGAUUGCGACGGGGACUACCUUUGCUGAUGCCGAUCCGGCUCAGUGGUAG